AUGCGCUUCGCUCUUCGUACCCUCUUAUGCUGCGCUGCUGUUACUGCGCUCUCCGGAGAAGAUGCUCUGAAAAGGUGGGGCGGCCCUAACGGUGAGGGUGAGGUUUCCCAUGGGGGUAACAGUGUUGGAAAUGGGAAUAGCGGCGGGAUUGACAUUAUCACCGGGGGUGGCGAUAUUGGGAAGAUCGGGGUCGGGGUUGGGGAGUCUGCUUCAUCUGGUGUUACAGUGGGUGACUUCAACGGAGAUGGCCAUCUGGAUAUCGUGACGUCGAAUGCCGGCGAUGGCACAGUGAGUGUCUUGCUCGGGACUGGAUCAGGGAGCUUCCAGACACAGGUCGCUUUCGCUGUAGGGUCUGGUCCAUCUGGUGUUGCAGUGGGUGACUUCAACGGAGAUGGCCAUCUGGAUAUCGUGACUUCGAAUACCGGCGAGAAUAACGUGAGCGUCUUACUUGGGACUUGUGUGGAUUGA
Messenger RNA from Penicillium cataractarum, 468 nucleotides. Its product is annotated as FG-GAP repeat domain-containing protein. The record is from RefSeq and is a predicted model, not a curated record. The transcript has 2 exons. NCBI's taxonomy places the organism in Eukaryota, Fungi, Ascomycota, Eurotiomycetes, Eurotiales, Aspergillaceae. The coding region runs from base 1 to 468 and encodes 155 amino acids.